This is a messenger RNA of Andrographis paniculata, 1680 nucleotides long. RefSeq lists its product as uncharacterized. Gene Ontology annotation, biological process: DNA integration. The transcript has a single exon. The record is from RefSeq and is a predicted model, not a curated record. The coding region runs from base 1 to 1680 and encodes 559 amino acids. Gene Ontology annotation, molecular function: nucleic acid binding; RNA-DNA hybrid ribonuclease activity. Lineage: Eukaryota; Viridiplantae; Streptophyta; Magnoliopsida; Lamiales; Acanthaceae.
AUGCACGGUAGAUUAAUGAAAUGGGCUAUUAAGCUGGCUCCUUUUGCACUACGCCAUCGACCUCUCAAGGCUGUGAAAGGGCAAGUUGUGGCUGAUUUGUUGGUUGAGUUUACAAGCGAUGGAUCAUCAGAAAACAAAAUAAUGCCAUAUAUUGGCACCAGCCCUUGGAAAAUGUUUUUUUAUGGUUCCUGUUCGAAAGGAAAGUCGGGAGCGGGAGUAAUACUAGAAGGACCAGGAGGCGGCAAAAUUAUUUUGCAGCUUCAAAUGGAAGAUAUGACACAUAACUCCGCAGAAUAUGAAGCACUAAUUUUGGGUCUGGAAGCACUUAUCGCUAAGGGAGUGCAGUCUGUGUUAAUCUAUGGGGAUUCUCAACUUGUUAUCAACCAAGUAUUGAAACGGUACGCGUGUAAUUUUCCCCAUUUGCGUAGAUACCGAGAUGUAGUGCUACACUUGUUAUAUAGAAUCGGGGAAGUAGUUUUUGAGCAUGUACCAAGAACGGAAAAUCAGUUGGCUGAUAAUCUGGCUCAGAGCUCUUGUCAGCAGUUGAUUGGCAGUCUCGAUUCUGGGACUGAUUGGAGAACAGGGAUUAUGGAAUAUUUGGAAUCUCCAAAUUCUACUGCUCCGGUUCGUGUUCGCUUAAAAGCUUUGCGUUUUCAGCUAAUUAAUGGGAUUUUAUAUAAAAGAACCUUUGAAGGGGUUUUGUUGAGGUGUUGGGGACCUGAUGAAACUAUUAAAAUAAUGGAGGAGGUCCAUGGAGGAAUGUGUGGUGCACAUCGGGCAGGUUUAAAUAUGCGAUGGGCCAUUCAUCGUAUGGGAUUCUAUUGGCCGAAGAUUUUUGAUGAUUGUAUCAGAUUUGCCAAGGGAUGUCAAGAGUGCCAGAAGCAUGGUCCUUUACAUCAUUUGCCAACAGUGAAUUUGCAGAAAAUGGUUAAACCUUGGCCAUUCAAAGCUUGGGCAUUGGAUGUAAUUGGAAAGAUUCAUCCGGCCUCAUCGAAACAACAUUCUUUUAUUCUGGUGGCGACUGAUUAUUUUACCAAAUGGGUAGAAGCAGUUCCCUUGAAGAAUGCGACGCAGAAAGAAGUGAUCGAAUUUGUACUCAAUCAUAUCAUCUAUCGAUUUGGAAUUCCUCACACUCUCACAACCGAUCAAGGGUUGAUGUUUACUGGGGAAAAGUUUAUUGAGUUUUUGGCCGAAUACAAUGUCAAAUUACACCAUUCUUCACAGUAUUAUCCACAGGCAAAUGGAUUGGCCGAAGCAGCAAAUAAAAUUAUUAUUGGCAUUAUCCGGAAAAUGGUGGAGGAGAAUCCAAGGAAAUGGCAUACUCUGCUUUCUCAAGCAUUGUGGGCUCAUCGAAACAGUAGAAGUACUUCUACUGGAUUCUCUCCAUACCAAUUAACAUUCGGGCAAGAUGCAGUAUUACCUGCAGAAUUUGUCGUGCCUUCACCCAGGGUGACCAGUACAACAGCCUAUGUUGAUGAGAUGUAUUUACAAAAGAUGUGGCAACAAUUGGAAGAGUUAGAUACAGAUCGAUUGAACGCAUUGGACCAAGUAAUUAAGCAGAGUGAGAUUAGGGCAAAAUAUUACGGAAAAAUGGUGGUCCCAAAGCUCUUUGCAGAAGGCGAUCUGGUCUGGAAGACAAUUUUGCCGACCUAUAAGAAAGUAGAUCAAUUGGGAAAGUGA